UCUUUGAAAUCGAGACUCUUACGUCACGCGUAGUUACUCCAAGCCAAAAAGUAAAGGGGUCAAAAUAUUUGUUCAAUCAUGGGUCUUUUAGAUUUGUUACGUAAAAUGAAAUCAGGAAAUGACAAAGAAUUACGGAUAUUACUUUUAGGAUUAGAUAAUGCAGGGAAAACAACAAUAUUAAAAUCUUUAGCAUCAGAAGAUAUUAGUCAUAUAACACCUACACAGGGAUUUAAUAUAAAAUCAGUUCAGUCACCAGGAUUCAAACUUAAUGUCUGGGAUAUUGGAGGACAAAGAAGAAUCCGACCAUACUGGAAAAAUUAUUUUGAAAAUACAGAUUUACUUAUAUAUGUGAUAGAUAGUGCAGAUCAGAAAAGAUUUGAAGAAACAAGUUUGGAAUUAACAGAACUUUUAGAAGAAGAUAAGUUAAUGGGAGCACCACUUUUAGUGUUUGCAAACAAACAAGAUUUAUUAUCUGCAGCACCAGCAGACGAAGUAGCAAAAGGUCUGGGAUUAGAUGCAAUUAGAGAUAGAAAAUGGCAGAUCCAAGCUUGUUCAGCUCUCACAAAUGAAGGAGUCAAAGAAGGAUUAGACUGGAUUGCUAAAACCUGUAAGAAGAAAUGACGAGAAUGUAGAAGUAGAAGUGAGAAAAAUUCCAAAAAUCCAACAUGGAAGGCAUCAACAUUUACAAAAUCUCUUUGAUGGUGACUGGAACAACAUCUUUAUUUAUUAUCAUUGUAUAGGAACAUGGUAUGCAAUUAAGACUCUUCUGUACAAGUUUUCCUCUUCCAUAUUGUGGCUUUUUAACAAGAAACUAUAUACUAUGUUUGUUUCUACUUCUAAGUGAAAAUGUUGUUUAAAUACUUGGCAGUUGUUCAUUUUGAAAAAUGUAUAAAAAGAUUACUACAAAUGGUUUUUUUUAUGUGAAUUUGAUUAUAACAGCUUAUCCAUGAUAAGAAUGUGUAAACAUGAUUUUUUUUUUAUUUAAUCAGUGUGAUUAAACAUAAUUUGUUAAUGUGUAGAUUACAUAUCAUUAAUAAGCCAAUGUGUUAUAUAUACAUGUAUAUGUAAUUUUCUUGCAUAAAUUUCUGUGAAAAAUAUAAGUGCUCUCUUUCUCAACUCAUUAAGUUUUUAUUAAUAUUUAUACAUUUCUAAGCCUGAAUGACCUGUCAAGAUAAGUAACCAUUUCAUACUAAUACUUGUUUGGGCCAUCACAUUAUUGUUAUUUAUCAACCCACCAUUAAUGAGUUACUUCUUCUGCUUUCUAAGUUGCCUUUUUAUACAUAAGCUAUUUCAAAUGCCUUGGUUGUGCUUAUACAUGAUUUUUUUCUAUUGUCCUACAAAAGAGGGGGAGAGGAUGUUGGUUCACAUCUCCACCUACACCCACUUUUAAGUCAUAAAUAUUCUAAAGCUAAUGAAAAAGUUGAAAAUUGAGAAUUUAAUGCUACCCAUAUUUAUGUCCAUGUCAUUUGAUAACAGGAGCAUAUAGUGUUACCCAGUUGUCUGGAUUUUUUUCUUUAUGAUAUUGAGCUGAUGUGUAUACUUGUGAUUUUCAUCAUACUUUUCCUUUGCUUCAUACCAUAAUAGAUAAAUUUACAUUAUUAUUUUAUCUAAUUAAGUUAUCUGAAUGACCUCCCCAUUCAAGCAAAAAUUUUAUUUAAAACAUUUGAAUCAUUCCAUAAAAAUUUAGAAAACUAGAACUGAUCUGUUCUGGACUAUGAAAUCACCAGUUCUUUUACCUCAUUUUCACAAUCAGGUUUUAGUAACUAAUUGUUUUGUUUUGAAGAUUACUUGCACAUUUUUCAUUGUCUUUUUGAAAAAAAAUCAAAAUAGGUGAUUCCUUGUGUGAUUUUUUUUUCAAAUUGAGCAUCUGAAUUUAACACAUGCAUGUUGGUUUUUUUACUGCAUGCAUUUAAGAAAGCACAUAUCAGAUAGCAUUCCAUCCAUUUUUUGGAUUUUAAUAGUAAAAAAAUAUAUGAAUAACUUUUUAGAAUAAUAUUACCAUACUCUUAUUAGAUGAGUAUGUUUACUUUCACAAAAUGGAAUUAAUAUCUUCAUCUGCAAACUGUCAUUGAGAACAAUACAUUAAAGAUAAUUCACACUACAUAAAUAUCUGGUUAAAUUUGGUGCACAUAAAAGUGAUUGGGAUCAAAAAUUAAAUUGAUGAUUUUUAUCAAUAAAUAGAUAUGGAAACAAACUGUCUGCUCUUUGGUCAGGUUGUUGUCUCUUUGACAUAUUCCCCAUUUCCAUUCUCAAUUUUAUGAUUAUUUAACUCUUUUUGUUUUGUUAUCCUGAAUCUCUAAAAUAUCUCCACUUCAUGACACCAUUUUAAAAUGUGCUAUUUGCACUUAGUAAUUUUGAGAACUCUGGAAGAAACAUUCUCUUAAGUCUUUUGAGUAAAAUUCUAUGGUAAUAAUUUUCUUUCCAAAAUGUGAAUAACUGACAUUGUAAAUAAUAGUUAUUUACUAAUUAUAUAUCAUUUAAACACAGCAUUAUGUUUUGUAACAACUGAUAUAUUCUUCUUUUCAAGGUUGUAAUAAAGUAAAUUGAUGAUACACAAGCUCAUUGGCUUAUUUUAUCAAACAUUCCUUUUGUACAAAAUAACCAGUUAUUGUGCUUGACCUGUUAAUUUUAAAAUUCCUUAAACUAUUUGUUUAUUUGAUACAUGACCAACAACACUAUAUUGUUUUUACUUUUUCAUUUAGUCCUACAAAUAUAAGAUCUAUAUUUUGAACGUGGUACUGUAUAGUUUCACUUUCCAACUCUUUGAAAAGAUUAUGGGCUUUUAAUGUUAUUAAACAUUGCUUCUGUUGUUGCAGACUAAACAAUACAUAUGUUGCCUAAUGUUCUAGCAAUUUGUUAGUUUUUAAACAUUUCUAAGUUGGAUCUAUCAGCAUUUCAUCCAUUACAUCCAAGCAAUAAAUACUUGAUAUUUGAAAAAAAACAGUGUCCAUCCUUGAAAAAAUCAAAUAAAAUCUGACCACUUGCAAUAAGAUUGGAAAAGACAUGAAUAGCUUCUACUGUAAUGAUUUUGUAUGUAUAGUAUGUGGUUUUAAAGCUAGAAUGGCAUGUGGAUAUUAGGAACCAGAGAAUGUCAAUACUUCUUUAAGUUCAUUUAAGGUGCAAAAUCUGAAGAAAAAAAUAAAAUAAUACUGCAGUUAGUACUUUUAUCUCAGACUUUUCAAAGUUUAUGAUGAAAAUUAUAUUUUUCAUUACUUAAAUGAUGUUUUUAUGUGCAUUUUUUCUUUAAUAAAUGAUUAUAAGAUUAUAUGGUAAUGGGAAAAUAUGAGAUUUUUUAGGUUUCAGACAUUUGAAAGUGACUAACAAAAUAUAGUAAAUUUAUGUUAAUUUCAUAUUAGGGACACAGUAAUCCAUCAACUUGUCUCCAAUUGCCUUUACAACAUAAAAAGAAACAACUUUUCUAUGUUAAACCAUUGAUUUUUUUGGUACAUAAUUUGAAUUGAUGGUUGAUAUUGUCAUUGGUUAUUGCAUGUUCAAAUUAAGGUUGUGAAAAACGCCAUAUUUCUGAAUGUUCACAUUUGUUUACCAUUUUAUCUAUUAAUUACUUUGUUAAUUCAUUUUAAUGACGGGUGUAGACACAGUAGUAAAUUCCAUUGUAUUUUUAUUCUAUGAUAUCAUAUAUAAUCAAGCUAGUUAGAAUUACUCUCAAUAGUUUUUGAAACGUUUUGUUAAAAUUAAAAAUACUGUUUUUUUUUUGUCUGUUCACCAGUCAAUCUUACAUCAGAUAAAGGGAUAUAACUGAUUUUAGAAGUGCUUAGUUAGCUUAUACUUACUAACUGCCUUGUAUGCCAUAACCUUAUACUUAAGCUAAAGUAAAGCAUCUGUUCUUUGAAUUUGUUAUCUUUUGAUAAGGAAGCUUGUAUUUGAUCUGUACUUAGAAAUUGUGUAGUGUUGUAAGUGUUCCGUCCAAAUUUUUUGUACAUCACUUUAUAUGUGAAGAUCUGUGUCAAAAUCAUGUAUCACUGAAAAUUAAAAUCCAUUUUGUA
Molecule: messenger RNA, 4004 nt
Organism: Mytilus californianus (California mussel)
Lineage: Eukaryota; Metazoa; Mollusca; Bivalvia; Mytilida; Mytilidae
Product: ADP-ribosylation factor-like protein 3
Exons: 6
Coding region: 79-621 (180 amino acids)
Biological process (GO): cilium assembly
Cellular component (GO): cytoplasm; microtubule cytoskeleton
Molecular function (GO): GTP binding; GTPase activity
Source: RefSeq, a predicted model, not a curated record